Molecule: messenger RNA, 2055 nt
Organism: Phalaenopsis equestris
Lineage: Eukaryota; Viridiplantae; Streptophyta; Magnoliopsida; Asparagales; Orchidaceae
Product: bifunctional protein FolD 1, mitochondrial-like
Exons: 5
Coding region: 97-1221 (374 amino acids)
Biological process (GO): tetrahydrofolate interconversion
Cellular component (GO): cytosol
Molecular function (GO): methenyltetrahydrofolate cyclohydrolase activity; methylenetetrahydrofolate dehydrogenase (NADP+) activity
Source: RefSeq, a predicted model, not a curated record
UAUUUUUCUUUUUUUUUGUCACAAGUAAAAUGCGUGAGAGCCACGCCACAAUAACUGCGUGGGAACUGCGAGGCGAACCUCUUCUGAGCGUCGGAAAUGAGAGUUCUCUUCACGACGCGGAGGCGGUUAUUGGUAGACUCGCAGCCGCGCCCUCCGGCUCUGAAUUCUCUUUUCAGCCUUCUUUCCCCUCGCAAGUACGCAGCCGAAACCGCUUGGCGGCGUAGCAGCUCCUCCAUCUUAGGCCCAGACCUUCCGGACGUCUGGAAUCAUCCCAGCUCGGCGUCUCCUCCUACCCUUCCUUCGCCAUCCGGAAACCAAGGUAAAGGGGAUGAUGAACUUAAUCCAACAAUUAUCAAUGGAAAAAUAAUCGCAGAAGAAAUAAGAUCAGGAAUUGCAGCGGAAAUACGCCAGUUGAAAGAUGUUUCAGGAAAAGUUCCAGGUCUAGGUGUUGUGUUGGUGGGAAAGAGAAGAGAUUCUCAAUCCUAUAUACGUCACAAAAUAAAGGAUUGUGAGGAAGUUGGAAUCACCUCACUCCUGGCUGAGCUUCCUGAAGAUUCUUCACAAGAUGAUGUAUUAAAUGCAGUUUCAAAGUUCAACAAAGAUCCAUCAGUUCACGGUAUUCUUGUGCAACUACCUUUACCAAAACAUAUUGCUGAGGAGGAAGUACUGAGCGCAAUAAAUCUAGAAAAAGAUGUCGAUGGCUUCCAUCCGCUAAAUGUGGGCAAUCUUGCAUUGCGAGGAAGGGAGCCUCUUUUCAUUCCAUGUGCAGCAAAAGCUUGCAUAGAGAUUUUGUUGAGAUAUGAUGCUGAGUUAGUGGGGAAAAAUGUGGCUGUUAUUGGACGAAGCAGAGUGGUUGGGCUACCUACUUCCUUACUACUGCAGAGGCAUCAUGCAACUGUCAGUGUAGUUCAUGCUUACUCGAAGAACCCAGAAGAAAUCACUCGAGAAGCUGACAUUGUUAUCUCAGCAGCAGGAGUUCCUAAUCUGGUUCGUAGGAAUUGGCUUAAAAGAGGCGCAGUUGUCAUUGAUGUGGGAACAAAUCCAGUUGAGGAUUCGAGAAGUGAGCAUGGUUAUUACCUCACAGGAGAUGUUUGCUAUGAAGAGGCAUUGCAGUUGGUUUCAGCUAUAACGCCUGUGCCAGGUGGAGUGGGACCGGUCACCAUUGCCAUGCUUCUUUCCAACACUCUUGAAUCUGCUAAAAGGACAUUUGGUUUGAGCUGAGAACGAUGCAGUAGAGUUUGUCUGAGGAUUCGUUUGUAAUUCACAAUUUUCCCUUUUUUAUUUUUACUGAUUUUCAUAGUUUUUGAAAAGGACCCCUAUUAGAAUAGUUAGUUCUUUCUUUAAUAGGUUAGUAUAAGCCAAUACAGCAUCGAAUGUUUUGUAGUAUUGGUGCCAGGUGAUUUCUAGAGUUUAUGUUGUAAAUUAUAUAAAAAAAAAUUUAAUGAUUAAACAUUUUAUUCUCAGGAAUGAAGAAGUGUUCCAUUAAUAAUGUUUAUGAAGCCUUUCUGCGGAAAAUUUCUUACAGCAGCUCAAAAAGCGAUUCGAGUAUUUUAAAGUUGAGGGCAAAAAUUAUUAAUUUGUUGAAGGCAGUCAAGCAGAUAUCAGGUCCAAUUUAGCACUCUUUUGGACAAUGGUAAAAUUCCUAUAAAUUUUAUAUUCUAUUAUCGUCAAUCCUAAAUUUAUCUGUGCAAGGCCUUGGUUAAAAUCAAAUUCAGAUAAAAUAAAUAAGUUUUUGGUCACUAUAUCCCCAUUGAUAGUGUGUUUUUCUGUGCAAGGACAAGAACAUGAUCAAAGCCAACUCAAGCAUCUCAUGCCUGGAACAAAUAUAAGAUUCCUCAUCUACAAUUUACAGUAAUCCCAAAAUCUCUUUUGGUGCCAUGCAAAAAAAUCCUAUUUCCUGGGCUUAAGGAAGCCAACAAGAUCCGUGCAGGGAUGCACAGAAUAGCCUUCGAGCACGAAAACUUACUAAUCUUUAAUGAAAUAACGUAAAUAAAAUUAUGAUCAGCUUAAUUAAAGUUUGGAUACUCAAAGCAGACUGUUUAUUGGUAUAAAUCU